Messenger RNA from Racocetra persica, 212 nucleotides. The record is from the annotation of a GenBank genome assembly. NCBI's taxonomy places the organism in Eukaryota, Fungi, Glomeromycota, Glomeromycetes, Diversisporales, Gigasporaceae.
GAGAACCAUUACUCAAUCCAAACUAUCAAGAAGCCUUUAAAAGAUUUGGAGACUUAUUAUUAAAUAAAAACCAAAGAUACUUCAACAACAGAAGCCUAACACAUUUACCAACAAGUUUAAUCCAAACUAUUGAAGAAAGACAAGUUAUAUUCUCAAUGAUACAAAUACCAACACCAACCAUAACUCAAAAUAUAACAAUAACAAAUACUCAA